Molecule: messenger RNA, 849 nt
Organism: Elaeis guineensis (African oil palm)
Lineage: Eukaryota; Viridiplantae; Streptophyta; Magnoliopsida; Arecales; Arecaceae
Product: protein DROOPING LEAF
Biological process (GO): leaf development; floral meristem determinacy; style development
Cellular component (GO): nucleus
Source: RefSeq, a predicted model, not a curated record
UUUCCAUUGGAACCUCCCUUCUUUUCAACCCAAGAAGCCAUCUCCACCGCUGCCCCCCAUUCUCCUCUUAGCUUCUCUUCUUCUCUUGUCUUCCUUCUUUCACCAGUACUUCUAAUGGAUUUGGUUUCUCCCACCGAGCAUUUAUGCUACGUCCGUUGCACCUACUGCAACACUGUUCUUGCGGUCGGGGUGCCAUGCAAACGGCUUAUGGACACUGUGACUGUGAAAUGUGGCCACUGUAAUCAUCUCUCCUUCCUUAGCCCCAGACCCAUGGUGCAGUCCCUUUGCCCCACCGACCACCCGAUGGCAUUUCAGGGUUCCUGCAAUGACUGUAGGAGGGGUCAGCCUUUGCUACCACCUUCAUCCACAUCAAGCGAACAAAUGAUCCCCAAAGCACCAUUUGUUGUGAAACCUCCAGAGAAGAAACACCGACUUCCGUCAGCUUACAAUCGCUUCAUGAAGGAGGAAAUACAGCGUAUAAAAGCUGCCAAACCAGACAUUCCUCAUCGAGAAGCAUUUAGCAUGGCUGCAAAGAAUUGGGCUAAGUGCGAUCCACGCUGCUCAACAAGUGUUUCAACCCCGGAAAACACUGGAGCAGUAAGAACAGUAACCCUUCCCCUUGAAAGAGAAAAUAGCCUUACAGUGGAACGUUUUGAUGUUUUCGAGCAAUUGGAGCGCAAAGACUAGGUUCCUAAGCUCUUUAAAUUACCUAAUCAACACAUCAAACCUUUUCUCUUUCUUGAAUUGAUGUGUUUUAUGGUGUAUGCUUUUUGGUGGAAAUCUUCCCUAUGUUAUAUGAAACUCUGGUAUAUAGUAGUAUGUGGUAAUUGAUGUUAUGAUUUGGAACCA